Conger conger (European conger) is the source of this 1031-nucleotide messenger RNA. It is a transcript of the gene cnih3, whose product is annotated as cornichon family AMPA receptor auxiliary protein 3. Lineage: Eukaryota; Metazoa; Chordata; Actinopteri; Anguilliformes; Congridae. The transcript is spliced from 6 exons. Bases 416 to 895 code for a protein of 159 amino acids. Gene Ontology annotation, biological process: regulation of AMPA receptor activity; vesicle-mediated transport. Gene Ontology annotation, cellular component: synapse; dendrite. The record is from RefSeq and is a predicted model, not a curated record.
GCCACUUUGUCGUGUCGCAGAAUGGAUUACCUGUGUUUGUCAGCUACGUUCCACGUCUCCGGACUGCCCUAGAGUGCAGCGUCGGGAUCGCAUCGCAUCUACUUCGGGAUAUUAUCGUAACCAAUGUGUCUUGAGAAGAAAACCAUUUGCUCCUUUUUAAAAACCCUAUUUAUAACACACUGUGCUUUCUUCGAAUAUUGUCAUUAUGGCGAAGCUUAGUACGGCAUCCGUUUCGUUCUGAAACGCGGCGUUUGAGAGUGAAACUUGCGUACCCUUUGCUGGAGACCAUCUGCAACAAAUUGUUGCAAACAUUUCGAAGACGAUGUUUGAUUGGUCUUUUGUCGCUCUUGCGCCCUAAUUUUCAGUUUUCCCUCUGAAUCAUCUCUGGGAAAAUUUCCACGGGUUCAUUUAAACUAUGUUUACUUUUGCUGCUUUUUGCUACAUGCUCUCUCUGGUUCUCUGCGCCUCCUUGAUCUUCUUUGCAAUUUGGCACAUAACGGCCUUCGAUGAGCUCCAGGCGGAUUUCAAGGUCCCGAUCGAUCAGGGCAACCCACUUCACGCGAGGGAGAGACUCAGGAACAUAGAGCGGAUCUGCUUCCUUCUGCGAAAGCUGGUGCUUCCAGAAUAUUCCAUCCAUGGCCUCUUCUGCAUCAUGUUCCUGUGUGCCCAGGAGUGGCUGACUGUGGGCCUGAACAUCCCGCUCCUCUUCUACAACACAUGGAGGUACUUCCAUAGCCCAACAGACACGCCGGAGCUCCUCUAUGACCCAGCGUCCGUCAUGAACGGGGACACGCUCAAGUUCUGCCAGAAAGAGGCCUGGUGCAAAAUGGCUUUCUUCGUCCUCUCCUUCUUCUACUAUCUCUACUGUAUGAUCUACUCUUUAGUAGCUUCGUAACAUGUAGCAUCUGCACCCGAACUCUCGCCAUUAAGAGAGCAGUCCCUGGGAUGUUUGCUAAACUCACGUCGGGUUUUGCACUCGGAUUCUGGAGAACCAAUUUGGAGCAAAAGGGCACUUUCAGGCUGCAAGCAAU